UCUGCCCUGCUCAGUGAAUGGAGAGAGCGAGCGCCGGCCAGCUCACCCGGCCGCCCCGUGCCCCAGCUGCCGCCGCCGCGAGCUCAGCCCCAAGUCGGACCUCCUCAGGCGCCCUGCCCCACUGCGCUCGCCUCCAGGUCUUCGACCCGGCCGACGCCCCGGGCCGCGGGCCAGUGGGCCCAGGAGGCUCUCGGUACCUGGGCACUCCGAGCGAUGCGCAGCGGGGCAGCUCCAGCCCCGCGGAUGGAGCUGCAGCUGCUACCGCCGCCGCCGCUCGGCGCGCCCCGCUCCGCCCGCGCCCCGUGCGCUUGAGCGCUGAGCUCGCUCCUCCUCCGCGCCAACUCCGCCGCCCGCUCCCCAGGCCGCUUGGGUUCCGCGCGCGCUUCCCUGGGCUCCAAGCGUCUUGCCCCGCCGAGGUAGCCUCCUCUGGGCGCGCGCCCCUGAGCACCAUGGCCCCCGGGCGGACAGGGGCCGGCGCCGCCGUGCGCGCCCGCCUGGCGCUGGCCUUGGCGCUGGCGAGCGUCCUGAGCGGGCCCCCAGCCGCCGCCUGCCCCACCAAGUGUACCUGCUCCGCCGCCAGCGUGGACUGCCACGGGCUGGGCCUCCGGGCGGUUCCCCGGGGCAUACCCCGCAACGCCGAGCGCCUUGACCUGGACAGAAAUAAUAUUACCAGGAUCACCAAGAUGGACUUCACUGGACUCAAGAACCUCCGAGUCUUGCAUCUGGAAGACAACCAGGUCAGCGUCAUCGAGAGAGGCGCCUUCCAGGAUCUGAAGCAGCUGGAGCGAUUGCGCCUGAACAAGAAUAAGCUCCAGGUCCUCCCAGAAUUGCUUUUCCAGAGCACGCCGAAGCUCACCAGACUAGAUCUGAGCGAAAACCAGAUCCUGGGGAUCCCUAGGAAGGCGUUCCGUGGCAUCGCCAACGUGAAGAACUUGCAACUGGACAACAACCACAUCAGCUGCAUUGAAGAUGGAGCCUUCCGAGCGCUGCGCGAUUUGGAGAUCCUCACCCUCAACAACAACAACAUUAGCCGCAUCCUGGUCACGAGCUUCAACCACAUGCCGAAGAUUCGAACUCUCCGCCUCCACUCCAACCACCUGUACUGUGACUGCCACCUGGCCUGGCUCUCGGAUUGGCUGCGACAGCGGCGGACAAUUGGCCAGUUCACACUCUGCAUGGCUCCUGUGCACCUGAGGGGCUUCAAUGUGGCGGAUGUGCAGAAGAAGGAGUACGUAUGCCCAGGCCCGCACUCAGAACCUCCAUCCUGCAACGCCAACUCCAUCUCCUGCCCCUCGGCCUGCACUUGCAGUAAUAACAUCGUGGACUGUCGAGGGAAGGGCUUGACUGAGAUCCCCGCCAACUUGCCAGAGGGCAUCAUCGAAAUACGCCUGGAACAGAACUCCAUCAAAUCCAUCCCUGCUGGAGCCUUCACCCAGUACAAGAAACUGAAGCGAAUAGACAUCAGCAAGAAUCAGAUAUCGGACAUUGCUCCAGAUGCCUUCCAGGGUCUGAAAUCACUCACGUCACUGGUGCUCUAUGGGAACAAGAUCACCGAGCUUGCCAAGGGACUGUUUGAUGGGCUGGUGUCCCUGCAGCUGCUCCUCCUCAAUGCCAACAAGAUCAACUGCCUGCGCGUGAACACGUUUCAGGACCUGCAGAACCUCAGCCUCCUCUCCCUGUACGACAACAAGCUGCAAACCAUCAGCAAGGGACUCUUUGCACCCCUGCAGGCCAUCCAGACCCUCCACUUAGCCCAAAACCCAUUUGUGUGUGACUGCCACUUGAAGUGGCUGGCCGACUACCUGCAGGACAAUCCCAUCGAGACGAGCGGGGCCCGCUGCAGCAGCCCACGCCGGCUGGCCAACAAGCGCAUCGGCCAGGUCAAGAGCAAGAAGUUCCGCUGCUCAGGCUCCGAGGAUUACCGCAGCAGGUUCAGCAGUGAGUGCUUCAUGGACCUCGUGUGCCCUGAGAGGUGCCGCUGUGAGGGUACCAUCGUGGACUGCUCCAACCAGAAGCUGGCCCGCAUCCCAAGCCACCUCCCCGAAUACGUCACUGACCUGCGACUGAACGACAAUGAGAUAUCUGUUCUCGAGGCCACUGGUAUCUUCAAGAAGUUGCCCAACCUGCGGAAAAUAAACCUGAGUAACAAUAAGAUCAAGGAGGUGAGAGAGGGUGCCUUCGAUGGAGCGGCCAGCGUGCAAGAGCUGAUGCUGACCGGGAACCAGCUGGAAACGCUGCACGGACGCAUGUUCUGGGGCCUCAGCAGCCUCAAGACCCUGAUGCUGAGGAGUAACCUGAUCAACUGUGUGAGCAAUGACACAUUUGCUGGCCUGAGUUCAGUGAGGCUGCUGUCCCUCUAUGACAAUCGGAUCACCACCAUCACCCCUGGAGCCUUCACCACCCUUGUCUCCCUGUCUACUAUAAACCUCCUGUCCAACCCCUUCAACUGCAACUGCCACCUGGCCUGGCUGGGCAAAUGGCUGAGGAAGAGGAGGGUCGUGAGUGGGAACCCCCGGUGCCAAAAGCCGUUCUUCCUCAAGGAGAUCCCCAUCCAGGAUGUGGCCAUCCAGGACUUCACCUGUGAAGGCAAUGACGAGAGUAGCUGCCAGCUGGGCCCACGCUGCCCCGAGCAGUGCACCUGUGUGGAGACGGUGGUCCGGUGCAGCAACAGGGGGCUACACGCCCUCCCCAAAGGCAUUCCCAAGGACGUGACUGAACUGUACCUGGAAGGAAACCACUUAACAGCCGUGCCCAGGGAGCUGUCCACCCUCCGACACCUGACACUUAUCGACCUGAGCAACAACAGCAUUGGCGUGCUGACCAACUACACCUUCAGUAACAUGUCCCACCUCUCCACCCUGAUCCUCAGUUACAACCGGCUCCGGUGCAUCCCCGUCCACGCCUUCGACGGCCUGCGGUCUCUCCGAGUGCUGACCCUGCACGGCAACGAUAUUUCCAGCGUUCCCGAAGGCUCCUUCAGUGACCUGACAUCUCUUUCCCAUCUGGCACUGGGGACCAAUCCGCUCCACUGUGACUGCGGUCUGCGCUGGCUGUCGGAGUGGGUGAAGGCGGGGUACAAGGAGCCUGGCAUCGCCCGUUGCAGUAGUCCCGAGUCCAUGGCCGACAGACUCCUGCUCACCACCCCCACCCACCGAUUCCAGUGCAAAGGGCCAGUGGACAUCAACAUUGUGGCCAAGUGCAAUGGCUGCGUCUCCAGCCCGUGCAAGAACAACGGGACGUGCAGCCAGGAUCCCGUGGAGCUGUACCGCUGCACCUGCCCCUAUGGCUACAAGGGCAAAGACUGCACCGUGCCCAUCAACACCUGCAUCCAGAACCCCUGUCAGCACGGAGGCACCUGCCACCUGAGCGAGAGCCACAAGGAUGGGUUCAGCUGCUCCUGCCCUCUGGGCUUCGAGGGCCAGCAGUGUGAGAUCAAUCCAGACGAUUGCGAGGACAACGACUGUGAGAACAAUGCCACCUGCGUGGACGGGAUCAACAACUAUGUGUGCGUCUGCCCUCCUAACUACACGGGUGAGCUGUGUGACGAGGUGAUUGACCACUGCGUGCCCGGAAUGAACCUCUGUCAGCACGAGGCCAAAUGCAUCUCCCUGGACAAAGGAUUCAGGUGCGAAUGUCUCCCCGGCUACAGCGGGAAGCUUUGCGAGGUGGACGACGACGACUGUGUGGCCCACCGGUGCCGCCACGGGGCCCAGUGCGUGGAUGCGGUCAACGGCUACACGUGCAUCUGCCCCCAGGGCUUCAGUGGGCUCCUCUGUGAGCAGCCCCCACCCAUGGUCCUGCUUCAGACCAGUCCCUGUGACCAGUACGAGUGCCAGAAUGGGGCCCAGUGCAUCGUGGUGCAGCAGGAGCCGACCUGCCGCUGCCCCCCAGGCUUUGCCGGCCCGAGGUGCGAGAAGCUCAUCACCGUCAACUUCAUAGGCAAAGACUCCUACGUGGAACUAGCCUCCGCCAAGGUCCGGCCGCAGGCCAACAUCUCCCUGCAGGUGGCCACAGACAAGGAUAACGGCAUCCUUCUCUACAAGGGAGACAACGACCCCCUGGCGCUGGAGCUGUACCAGGGUCAUGUGAGGCUCGUCUAUGACAGUCUGAGCUCCCCACCAACCACGGUUUACAGUGUGGAGACAGUGAAUGAUGGGCAGUUUCACAGCGUGGAGCUGGUGAUGCUAAACCAGACCCUGAACCUGGUGGUGGAUAAAGGAGCCCCGAAGAGCUUGGGAAAGCUCCAGAAGCAGCCGGCAGUAGGCAUCAACAGCCCCCUCUACCUCGGAGGCAUCCCCACCUCCACGGGCCUCUCGGCCCUGCGCCAGGGCACGGACCGGCCACUGGGGGGCUUCCACGGCUGCAUCCACGAGGUGCGCAUCAACAACGAGCUGCAAGACUUCAAGGCCCUCCCGCCACAGUCCCUGGGAGUGUCACCGGGCUGCAAGUCCUGCACCGUGUGCAAGCACGGCGUGUGCCGCUCCGUGGAGAAGGACAGCGUGGUGUGUGAGUGCCAUCCAGGCUGGACCGGCCCGCUGUGCGACCAGGAGGCCCGGGACCCCUGUCUGGGCCACAGCUGCAACCAUGGGAAGUGUGUAGCAACCGGGACCUCAUAUGUGUGCAAGUGUGCAGAAGGCUACGGCGGGGCCACGUGUGACCACAAGAAUGACUCCAGCACCUGCUCCACCUUCAAGUGUCACCAGGGGCAGUGCCAUUUCUCAGAUCGAGGGGAGCCCUACUGCUUGUGCCAGCCUGGCUUUAGUGGGGAGCACUGCGAGCAAGAGAGCCCGUGCCUGGGGGAGGUAGUCCGAGAGGUGAUCCGCCGCCAGAAAGGUUAUGCCUCGUGUGCCACAGCCUCCAGAGUGCCCAUCAUGGAAUGUCGUGGGGGCUGUGGGCCCCAGUGCUGCCAGCCCACCCGCAGCAAGCGGCGGAAAUACGUCUUCCAGUGCACCGACGGCUCCUCGUUCGUGGAAGAGGUGGAAAGACACUUAGAGUGCGGCUGCCGCCAGUGUUCCUAAGGCCAUCUGCCCACCUGCCCCCCACCUCUCUGACUCCAGCUUCGUGGGGGCUGGGACAGCCAUGUGGGACCCCCUCGAGAUUCGAGGUGAAGAAGCAAAAG
Molecule: messenger RNA, 5119 nt
Organism: Ailuropoda melanoleuca (giant panda)
Lineage: Eukaryota; Metazoa; Chordata; Mammalia; Carnivora; Ursidae
Gene: SLIT3
Product: slit guidance ligand 3
Exons: 36
Coding region: 18-5018 (1666 amino acids)
Biological process (GO): negative chemotaxis; axon guidance
Molecular function (GO): calcium ion binding; heparin binding; Roundabout binding
Source: RefSeq, a predicted model, not a curated record